CUCCAGUUUCCCUUCAAAUCUAGGGUUAGACUCCGGCCGGCCUCGCCACCAGCACGAGCUCACCGCCGCCUCGCCGGCCUUCGUCGCGCUCGUCGGACGCGCCCGCCGGGCAAGGAGAGGGAGGGGGAUCGAAGAUGCCGCAGAGGCACUCGAAGAACAACAACGACCUCGCCUUCUUCACGUACGAGGAGAAGCGGAAGCUCGGGUACGGCACCCAGCGGGAGCGGCUCGGCAAGGACUCCAUCAAGCCCUUCGACGCCUGCUGCCUCUGCCUCAAGUCCCUCAUCGACCCGCUCUGCUGCCCUAAGGGCCACGUCUUCUGCAAGGAGUGCAUCCUCGAGUGCCUCCUCGCGCAGAAGAAAGACAUCAAGCGCAAAAUUGCUGCUCAUGAGGCCCAGAAAAAGCUGGAGAAGGAAGAGGAGGAGGAGAAGCUUAUGCUGCAAAAGUCCAAAGAGUUGGACGCGUUUGAUCAGCAGAAUCAUGGAGCCGUCCCCCAAUACCACGAUCGCAAUGACUCUCAAGACAAGAAUGGUUUUCAUGGAGCAAACAGCGUGAAAGUUACCUCCUUCGAGGAGGAAGCCCUCCGCAACAUGAAGGCAUUCUGGCUUCCAUCAGCUACUCCUGAAGCUACUGCCAAAGUAGAAGCUCCCUCCACUGACACAAUCUGCCCUGAGGGGCAGGAGAAGCUCAAGUUGAAAUCGCUCUUCCCUAUCUCUUUUACUGAAGAAACCACAGACCAUAAAAACAAGAAGUCAGUUGAGAAGAGCUACAUGUGCCCAAGUUGUAAGUCCACCCUAACAAACACCAUGUCCCUGGUGACGAUCAGCACGUGUGGCCAUGUCUUCUGCAAGAAGUGCUCUGACAAGUUCCUUAUAACUGAUAAGGUCUGCUUAGUGUGCAACAAACCGUGCAAGGAGAGGAAUUUUGUUUCUUUGGAAAAAGGAGGAACUGGGUUCGCUGCCCAUGAUGAGCGUUUAGAGGCGAGAGAUUUCAAGCAUUUGGGAAGUGGUUCUGGACUAGGCUUAGUGAAGCCUGCCCCGAAAAAUUACUAGCCUCAAAAUAUCUUAGCUGUUGUUGUAUAUUGCUCAUGUUAAGCUGGAAAUUUUGUUUCAAGAUUUCCCUUUCUCUGUGAACAGUUUGGUCUGAAGCCAUUCAGUCUUGUUAUACUAGUGGCUAUAUGGUUGCUUAUUGCUCAUUUG
Oryza brachyantha (malo sina) is the source of this 1199-nucleotide messenger RNA. RefSeq names its product E3 ubiquitin-protein ligase CSU1. The record is from RefSeq and is a predicted model, not a curated record. The coding region runs from base 135 to 1052 and encodes 305 amino acids. Lineage: Eukaryota; Viridiplantae; Streptophyta; Magnoliopsida; Poales; Poaceae. The transcript has 2 exons. Gene Ontology annotation, molecular function: ubiquitin protein ligase activity. Gene Ontology annotation, cellular component: nucleus.